UUUUAAAUUUGUUCCGGCAGAAAAUUCGGUUUUAUUUUCUCUCUCUCUCUCUGUUUGAUUGGAUUUAGCAGAUAGAAAUGCAAGAGCAGGCGACGAGCUCCCUCGCUGCGAGCUCUCUGCCUUCCAGCAGCGAAAGGUCUUCGAGCUCUGCAUUCCAUCUUGAAGUUAAAGAAGGCAUGGAAAGCGACGAGGAGAUCGGAAGAGUGCCGGAAAUCGGCGGCGAAUCGGCAGGAGCGUCGGCUUCCGCCCGGGAAAACGGUUCGUUGGCCGGUCCAGACCAGGUCCAAACGGCUGGUGAGAGUCAGAGAAAGAGAGGAAGAAAUCCAGCAGACAAGGAAAGCAAGCGGCUGAAGAGGUUGUUGAGGAACAGAGUUUCAGCACAGCAAGCAAGGGAGAGGAAGAAGGCAUAUUUGACUGAUUUGGAAGUGAGAGUCAAAGAAUUGGAGCAGAAGAAUUCUGAGCUUGAUGAGAGGCUUUCCACUUUGCAGAAUGAGAAUCAGAUGCUUAGACAUAUAUUGAAGAACACAACGGCAAGCCGGAGAGGAGCAGAUGGUAGUGCAAAUGCGGAUUGAUCCUCGUAGGACAUGGAGAGGAGCAGAUGGUAGUGCAAAUGCGGAUUGAUCCUCGUAGGACAUGGUGUGAGAUCGGAGUGUUCAUAAGACGUUGCGAGUGCAAAAGUGGAGGCGAUACAACUUGAAGAACCUAAGAACUUAGGCAUGCUUAAUCUUAGAUUGGAUUUCCUAUAAGUAAUCUUCACUUGUACUUGUUCUUUUCUGUCGGCGAUAUGGUGCAGGUUUUGAGCCAAUUGCGUCGACAGCGGUGGGUAUGGUGGGUAGUAGCAGAGGUGUAAAGACUGUAAGUCCAGGAAAGGUGUUUCAUGAGAUGGAUAAGCACAGAGCUAAUGGAAAUGGUAGUGGUUUUAGCCUUCGUCAAAAUGUAAUGGGGUUGUUAGUGGAGUUGUCUCUAAUUAUUUUUUGUCCAAAUGUACUUAAGUUUUAUGGGGAGUCAUGUGCCCAUCUUCAAAUGGAAUGGUAAACAUAAAGAAAAAUUACUUUUUUUUAUAAAUUAAAAAAAAUUAUGAGCAACAGAUAUAU
Messenger RNA from Pyrus x bretschneideri (Chinese white pear), 1094 nucleotides. Its product is annotated as transcription factor HY5. The record is from RefSeq and is a predicted model, not a curated record. Gene Ontology annotation, molecular function: DNA-binding transcription factor activity, RNA polymerase II-specific. Gene Ontology annotation, cellular component: nucleus. NCBI's taxonomy places the organism in Eukaryota, Viridiplantae, Streptophyta, Magnoliopsida, Rosales, Rosaceae. The coding region runs from base 78 to 572 and encodes 164 amino acids. The transcript is spliced from 4 exons. Gene Ontology annotation, biological process: positive regulation of transcription by RNA polymerase II; red or far-red light signaling pathway; response to far red light.